This is a messenger RNA of Gambusia affinis (western mosquitofish), 2144 nucleotides long. RefSeq lists its product as uncharacterized. Gene Ontology annotation, molecular function: nucleic acid binding. The record is from RefSeq and is a predicted model, not a curated record. Bases 30 to 2144 code for a protein of 704 amino acids. Gene Ontology annotation, biological process: DNA integration. Lineage: Eukaryota; Metazoa; Chordata; Actinopteri; Cyprinodontiformes; Poeciliidae. The transcript is spliced from 2 exons.
AUCCACCCUGUCGGAAAAAUUCAAAACAGAUGAAGUCGCAACAUUACCUUGACCCCAAAGAACCAUUUGCUUCUCGUUGGACAACUGCUUGCCAGCAGGCCUUUGAAGAAGUAAUCCAGAAGCUUAGUACAGCACCAGUUCUUGCAUUUGCAGACCCAGGUGAAAUUGCUGAUAAACAAAGAGCCGAUCCAGUCAUUCAGCACAUCAUCGCUCAGUUGGAACGAGGGGAAAACCCACCGCCAUUUCUGAGGGAACAGCUCCCCGAUCUGCCACUACUUCUGCGAGAGCUUACACGCUUGGAGCUCCAUAAUAAUGUUCUCGUCAGGAGAAGGAAUAUUGGAGGUGAGCUUACUUACCAACUUGUACUUCCAGAGGAAUGGCGGGCUGAGGUCCUCAACCAGCUGCAUGACCAGAUGGGCCAUUUGGGCACAGAAAGAACUCUGGACCUCAUCAGAUCACGGUUCUUCUGGCCACGAAUGGCAAGUGAUGUCUGUAGCAAACUCAAGAACUGUGAAAGAUGCAUUCGAAGAAAAGCACAACCUGAGAAAGCUGCACCACUUGUUAAUAUUAAAACUUCAAGACCACUCGAACUUGUCUGCAUGGACUUUCUUUCAAUAGAACCAGACCGGAGCAACACAAAAAAUAUUCUAGUGAUAACCGAUCAUUUCACAAAAUAUGCUGUUGCAGUGCCAACCCCAAACCAAAGAGCUAAAACUGUAGCAAAAGUGUUAUGGGAGAAUUUUCUUGUCCAUUAUGGAAUGCCAGAGCGUCUCCAUAGUGACCAAGGGACUGAUUUUGAAUCACACACAAUCAAAGAGCUCUGUCAGAUCACAGGAAUCAAAAAGAUUAGGACCACACCUUAUCAUCCCCGUGGAAAUCCUGUGGAGCGAUUCAACCGAACCCUUUUAAACAUGUUGGGUACUCUGCAAGAAGAAGAUAAAAUUCACUGGAAAGAUUUUGUGAAGCCAUUGGUACACGCUUACAACUGUACCCGAAAUGAUGUCACUGGAUACUCCCCAUAUGAACUGAUGUUUGGUCGGCAACCCCGCCUUCCUGUUGACUUAGCUUUUGGACUGCCUGUGUCUGAAAAACCAUCUACAUCUCAUUCACAGUAUGUUGAAAAGCUCAAGUCACACCUCAAAGAAAGUUAUAAAAUUGCAACUGAAAACUCUGAGAAAGUCAUGUGGAAGAACAAACUCAGAUUUGACAAGCAAGUCACAGCUGCAGAACUCUCAGUUGGAGAUAGAGUUCUGGUUAGAAACGUCAAACUACGAGGCAAGCACAAGCUCGCAGACCGGUGGGAAUCAGACGUGUAUAUUAUUCAGAAGAAAGCCGGCACUCUUCCAGUAUACACCGUUAAACCAGAAGGCAAAGAUCGUCCCAUCAGGACUCUCCACCGUGAUCUGCUGUUGCCUUGUGGCUACCUGUCCCCAGCCUCUAAACCAGAACAGAGGAAGAAAACAGCGAUUGCACCCGUGACUUCAGAAAAUGUAGAUCUUUUAGACCCUGAAAAUGAAGAACUGUUCUUACCUGAUUUAUCUGAUUACUCCAGCUCCUAUGUCACCAGAGUUACAACUGAGGUUGACUUACCUGCUCCUGCAUCUACCAUCGCUCCUAUACCUGUGGAUUCGCCUGGCCAGCAUCCCCAGAGCUCUUUAGAAGAGAAGGUUGGUGAGGAAAAGGAAGUGGAGUCUGGACCUGAACCUAUUGCUGAACUCGACCUGGAACGAACGGCUGAAGAUGAAACAGAUUCUGCUGACUCAGAGCCUCUUGGGGACAACUCCUCCUCUCAAUCAGGACCUGUCUCUCCUCACCCAGAAUCUGCAUCCUAUCCAGGACAAUCCAGCAUGUUAAGUGAUUCUUCUGCUGUAAAACUCUCCAGCCCAGAUCCUGAACCAUCUGUCAGACGCUCUACCAGAACACGUCACCCACCAACUCGUCUGCAGUAUUCAACACUUGGGCAUCCACUUCUGCAGAGCAUCCAAACCCUGUUUCAAGGACUCAGUACAGUCUUUACAUCUGCUCUGGAACUGGAUGAGACCUCUGUGACCUCUACAUCAUGUGACAGUGUGGUGUGUCACCAGCCGGUUGCAUGUACGAGGCCGCACAUGAGUUUAGGGGGGGAACCUGUAACCUGCAAUUAG